This is a messenger RNA of Jaculus jaculus (lesser Egyptian jerboa), 1172 nucleotides long. RefSeq names its product aurora kinase C-like. Gene Ontology annotation, biological process: protein phosphorylation; regulation of cytokinesis; mitotic spindle organization. The transcript has 7 exons. NCBI's taxonomy places the organism in Eukaryota, Metazoa, Chordata, Mammalia, Rodentia, Dipodidae. The coding region runs from base 28 to 1056 and encodes 342 amino acids. Gene Ontology annotation, molecular function: ATP binding; protein kinase activity. The record is from RefSeq and is a predicted model, not a curated record. Gene Ontology annotation, cellular component: spindle pole centrosome; chromosome passenger complex; spindle midzone.
GCGGCCCGGCCGGACUGCCCCUCCGCCAUGGACCGCGUCUUGCUCGUCAGCUCCGAGGAGGGGCCUGGGCCCGAGCGCCUCCCCGUCAGCCCUCUCCGCCAGCGCAAGGACUGCAGCAGCCAGGAGUUCGCCUCUCCUUUACCUCUCCCCAGGAGUUUCGUGAAGACGCCCUCGGACAAAGCUCCGCCCACAGAUGUGGAACACCAAGUACAGCCUGGCAUCCCAAACACGAGGCUUCUCACAAUCGAUGACUUUGAAAUAGGGCGCCCUUUGGGUAAGGGGAAAUUUGGAAAUGUAUACCUGGCUCGCCUGAAGAAAAGCCAUUUCAUUGUGGCCCUGAAAGUACUCUUCAAGUCCCAGAUUGAGAAGGAAGGACUGGAGCACCAGCUACGCAGGGAAGUUGAAAUCCAGGCACAUCUCCAACACCCUAAUAUCCUUCGCCUGUACAACUACUUCCAUGAUGCUCGCCGGAUAUACCUGGUUCUGGAAUAUGCUCCCAGGGGCGAACUCUAUAAGGAGCUGCAACGAAAUAGCACUUUAGAUGAGCAGUGCACCGCCACGAUAAUGGAGGAGUUGGCAGACGCCCUCACCUACUGCCAUUCGAAGAAAGUGAUCCACAGAGACAUCAAGCCAGAGAACCUCCUACUGGGGCUCAGGGGUGAGGUCAAGAUUGCAGACUUUGGCUGGUCUGUGCACACCCUGUCUCUCAGGAGAAGGACAAUGUGCGGAACCCUGGAUUACUUGCCGCCAGAAAUGAUUGAAGGGAAGACAUAUGAUGAGAAGGUGGAUCUGUGGUGCAUUGGGGUGCUCUGCUAUGAGCUGCUGGUGGGAAAUCCACCCUUUGAGAGCUCCUCUCACAAUGAGACAUACAGACGCAUUGUCAAGGUAGAUGUGAGAUAUCCACUGUCUCUGCCUGUGGGAGCCCAGGACUUGAUCUCCAAGCUGCUCAGGUACCACCCCUCAGAGCGGCUGACCCUGGCCCAGAUCCAGAAGCACCCCUGGGUCAAGACCCACUCUCGGAGAGUGAUUCCUCCCUGUGGUCAGAUGACUUCCUAAGCCCUGUUGGCCGCGCUCCUUGUGCUUGUUCCACAAGCUCUCUUGGCUUUGUUGCCUCAUCUGUUUUGUUUCUUUUUUAAGAGGCUAACUAAUAAAUACUGAAUUAUUUUGUGCUA